Molecule: messenger RNA, 11639 nt
Organism: Oncorhynchus gorbuscha (pink salmon)
Lineage: Eukaryota; Metazoa; Chordata; Actinopteri; Salmoniformes; Salmonidae
Product: neuron navigator 1-like
Exons: 34
Coding region: 256-6981 (2241 amino acids)
Biological process (GO): neuron migration; microtubule bundle formation; nervous system development
Cellular component (GO): axon initial segment; microtubule cytoskeleton
Molecular function (GO): ATP hydrolysis activity
Source: RefSeq, a predicted model, not a curated record
UUCAUGCUCUAAGGUCCAUUGUUACAUUGUGAAGAGGAAGAGUUGUGAUUACUCAUUGGAUUAUUUUUUAUUCAAAAAACAAAAACAUUUUAAAACCUUUAUGUAUCCAGGAAAACCCUAUUGAGGACGGAUGAGAGAGACCUGAGUGGGAGUGCCGAUCUGCUCAAGUCCAGUCUAAUUACAUGGAGCCCAGAAGAUCUUGACUGGUAACCAGGAGUCUUCUUUCUGAAACUGUCCCAGUGAUAUUUAUUGACCAUGAGCGGCGGUGUGAACAUUAAGAACAUGUCUCAGGCCCAACCAGGCUCAGGUCUGGUUUCUGGUAUCCCCCUACCCCGGAGCAUGAUCCCCCUCUCCAGACUGGACCCCAAACACCAAGGGGGCGGCGGCCUCCAUAACUCCACAGCACAGUUUCAGCUCAGCGCCAAAACGCAUCCCUCCUCCUCCUCCACCUUUUCAAAUGAGCUGCAAAGAGGUGCAGCUUUGAAGAGCCACCUGCUGCAGCAGAGGGGUGGUAUCUGUUCCCCUUGUCCCCCCUCCAGAGCCUCCUAUGCCCCAGAGAGAGGCACAGGCAGCCGGUCAGCCUACAGCAGCCCCCAGGUCCCCAAGAGGCAAGCUCCACCACCACGCUCCAAGGACACCCUUGACCUCCGCAGCAGCAGCGCGCUAUCCCAGAAGGCUUUGCGAGAACUUCACGUCAGGAGAAACGCCAACAGGAACUGGGCCUCAGGCGAGGUUUGCCCCAGAAGUCUGGAUGACAAUGGAGACGCACAGGAUGCCUUGUGCAAGCUCUCUGGUGGUAAUGUCCACUCAGGCCAAAGCCGGGGUAGAUUCUCCCACACUAAAGCAGGGAACGGGAACCUGAUCACCUCUGUGUUGACGACCACCCAUACAUGCCAGGAGCGUAGGGAACCAGGAAAGCUCUCCAGCCAAGGCAUGGGCAUGUCUGAGAGAGAUAUGUCCACCAACAAACCCAGAGAGUCCCAUCAGAGCCAGGGUGGUGGUGAUGGCAGUCAGACAGUCAGUGUGACACGCCGAGGGAUUGAGCCAGCCCAAGUCAACAUGGCCACUGUGGCACCUUUCACGUUCAGGUUGCAGGCCCAGGAUGGUGAUACCUCUUCUCUGGAGGACCUGAGUGACUGCUCCUCUGACUCCAUGGAGGUGUGCUGUGAUGACCUGGGAGGCAUGCUCAGAAGUAGUGUGAAAGGAGGCAGAGAAGGAGAUUUAAAGAUGGAACGGGCGGAAAGUACCAAAACCUACGGCCAAGCAGAGGGCAAAGCUGUUGGCGUGGCAGCCAAGAGGGGCAAGUCGGGGAUGCCCCAGAGUGCCCAGCGAGGGGAACUGAGGGUGUACCGUGCAGGUAGCUCUGAAGGGCGGCUGCCUGUGUCCUCCAACCUUCGCAAGCAGAGGUCCCUGACCAACCUGGCCGUGCUCACCGAUGCGGAGAAGAAGAUGCACCUCUACGAGCCCAAGUGGUGUGAUGACAUGGCCAAGCCUGGAGCGGGGCAUCUCAAGACGGGCAAGCCCAAGCUGGCAGGAGGGGGUGGCAGUGGCGGAGGAGGUGGCGCGCCACUCUCACGCAACCUCUCCAAGUCAGAGCACUCUCUCUUCCAGGGCAAACCCAAACCCUUCAGCCCACUGGCGGCUCCUUCUGGCCUGGUCAGACCCGGUCAGAGCCGGAUCCCUAGGGGUCCAUAUGCAGAGGUGAAGCCCCUGAGUAAGGCCCCUGAGGAUGGAAAAUCUGACGAUGAGAUCCUCUCCAGCAAGGCCAAGGCUGUCAACAAGAAGCAAGUGGCGGGAGCUUCUGGGGAGGCAGGGGCCAAGGGCCAAGGGGAUGGGAGCCAGUCCUUCCUCAAGGUGGAUCCAGAGCUGGUAGUGACUGUCCUUGGUGACCUGGAGCAGCUUCUCUUCAGCCAGAUGCUGGACCCAGAGUCUCAGAGGAAACGCACGGUGCAGAACGUCCUUGACCUCAGACAGAACCUGGAAGAUACCAUGUCCAGUCUACGGGGAGCCCAGCUCAGCCAUGGCUGCCUGGAGAGCAGUAAUGUUUGCUAUGACAGUGACGAGACCAACGCCCGCAGUAUGUCCAGUCUGUCCAAUCGCUCGUCUCCUCUCUCCUGGCGCCACGGCCAGUCCAGCCCCCGGCUGCAGGCUGGAGACGCCCCCUCGUCCACGGGUAGUGGCGUGUACCAUGGGGGAAAGGCCGGGUCCCAGUAUACGGCCCACACCAUGCCUGCCCGAGUCACCAGCCGUCUCAGCCACUCCUCCCGAAUCGAGCUCAUCGAAGGGCUGGAUGUGGACGAUGCUGACCUCAAGUCUGGUUACCUGAGCGACAGCGACCUGCUGGGAAAGAGCAUGCCAGAGGAUGACGAUGACAACCUAGCCAAUGGUUGGGAUGAGAGCAGCUCCAUCAGCAGUGGGCUCAGCGAUGGCUCUGUAGACAACCUCAGCUCUGAGGAGUUCAACGCCAGCUCCUCCCUCAACUCCCUGCCCACCACGCCCCUCGGCUCCAGACGCAACUCCUCUGUCAUGCUCCGCACCGAUGCUGAGAAGCGCUCCCUGGUGGAGAGUGGCCUGUCCUGGUACAGCGAGGAUGCCAAGGCUGCACGCAAGAUGGACGGGAGCAGCUACGAGACAGGGAGCCUCAAAACCGAGACCCCCAGCAAGUGGAGGAAGUCUUCCAGACCCAUGGAGGGUGCUAGUGAGGACGCGGGGGUCAAGGGGGAACUGAGGAAGCCCCAGAGCCUGGGUCAGCCAGGGAACUUUAAAAAGGGACGCAACCCCCCUGUGGGCGUGACCUCACCCAUCACGCACACCUCUCAAAGCGUCCUGAAAGUGGCAGCACCAAAGAGUGACCACAAGGCGGUGGACAAGACCAAGAUGUCUGUGAAGGCUGCUGGGCUGCAGCGCUCCCGUUCCGACGCCGGGAGAGAACACCUCCCGGAGCACCGGGAACACCGAAAGCCACCGUCAGGCCUGGUCAAGCCUUCUGCCGGGGCCUCGUUCGGCUACAAGAAGUCCCCGACUACCGGCACUGCCACCGUCAUGACAGCAGGGGGCAGCACUAUCUCUAGUGGCUCUGCCACCGUGGGCAAGAUUCCCAAGUCCUCUGGCAUCCCUGUGAAGCCGAUGGGAGUAGGAGGGGGAGGAAAAGGGGGGCGUAAGAACAGCUUUGACGCCACAGGCAGUGAGGAGGGGGGCUUCCUGGGGCCCAACGCCCGUAACAGCCUCCAGUACCGAAGCCUGCCGCGUCCUGCCAAGUCCAGCACCCUCAGCCUGAUCGGCCGCCCUGGGUCGGCCCGGCCUGCCAGCAGCAGCAUCGACCCCGGCCUGCUGAGCCUGAAGCCUGUCUCCAUGGCCUGCCCUGGCCCCAAGAGGAAAGAGCCCGGCAGUGGAAGCACUAAGGGGGCCAGUCGAGGAGGGAGCACAGGCCCUGUCAACCAGACAGACCGGGAGAAGGAGAAGGAGAGAGCUAAGGCCAAGGCUGUGGCAUCUGAUAUGGACUCCCUGUGUGGCUCCCUGAAGAUGGAAGACUGUCUGGGGGAUUCUACAGGGGAGGCCAGCACCAAACUGCAGGGACUGCGGAGGGCCAGUAGCAGCAAAUACCCCGAGCUCUCCUCGCCCACCAGUCAGAGGAUGCUGAGCUGCAAGUCUCUGGGUCGGCCGCCCAGCCUUGCCCACUUGGACAAGGUCAACUCCAAUAGCCUGGAUUCGUGCGUGACCAUCCAGGACCUGCCUCCUAAAGUGCCCCCUUACUCUAAGCUCCAGGACCUGGCCGGGUCUGGCUCACGCAGCCCGGCCCCCCGGGGCCUCACCCCUAGCCCAGCACCCGUCCUGCACUUGGACUCCCCCAGCUGCUACCCCAGCCAGACCCUGUCCUUGGGGGGCUCUCCGCUGCUUUACCCCAAACUAUCUGGCCUGCACCGCAGUAUGGAGUCCCUUCCCCUCACCAUGAGUGUUCCUCCCAGUGGAGGAUAUAUCCGGGCAGAGUCCCGAGACAGGGACAGGGAUAGGGAGGAGGUGAGGGGCACAGGGACCUGGGUUGCUGGGAGCAGGACCUCCCUCAAUCUCCCAGACAGUUUGCAAACGGACAGGAACACCUUACCUAAGAAAGGAUUAGGGUAUGUCAAUCCCUACAGCUCUGGUCCGUCUGAGGGUCAGUCGGAUGGAAAGGAGAGGCGUCACUCCCACACGGCAGUGAGCCUGACAGAGAGCGAGAGCCCCCCUCAGCUGCCUUCUCCCACCCACAUGCCCCAUCUUUCCUCUGGCAAGGCCCACCUCACUAACGUGGUUUCCCCCAUACCGAGCGGUGACUGUGUCCCCAGAAUAACCCGCUCCAACAGUAUCCCCACCAAUGACGCGGCCUUCGACCUGUACGGCUCCUCUCCACUGGGCAGCAGCAUGUCGCUGGCCGACCGGCCCAAGAGCAUGAUGCGUUCUGGAUCCUUCCGUGACCGCGAGCCCGUGGAUGACUGUGAGACAGCUAGCACAUUCCAUGGCUCUGUCCUGUCCUUGGCAUCCAACGCUUCAUCCAACUAUUCCUCUACCGAGGAGAGGAUACAAGGAGAGCAAAUCCGCAAGCUGAGACGCGAGCUGGAGAACUCCCAGGAAAAAGUGGCCAACCUGACCACCCAGCUGUCUGCCAACCUAGGCCAGGCUAAUUUGGUAGCAGCGUUCGAGCAGAGCCUGCAACUGAUGACGUCACGUCUGCAGAGCCUGUCGGUCAGCCAGGAGCAGAAGGUACCGGACUCUGAGCUGACUGAUCUGAAGGAGACCAUAGAGAUUCUGAAGACGAAGAACACAGAGGCACAGGAUAUAAUCCAUGUGGCCCUCAGUAACCCUGACAUCCCUCCCAAAGAGCUGCAGAUGAAGAGGCAGAACUCUUCUGAGAGCAUCUCCAGCCUGAACAGCAUCACCAGCCACUCCAGCAUGGGCAGUCUGAAGGAGCAGGAGGCCAAGAAGAAGAAGAAGAGCUGGGUCUUUGAGCUGAGGAGCUCCUUUAACAAGGCGUUCAGCAAGAAGGGGUCCAAGCUCUCGGCGUCAUACGCCGACAUCGAGGAGAUCGCCACGCCAGACUCCUCGGCACCCUCCUCUCCUAAAAUCCCCAUCCACCACGUGGACAGGGAUGGGGAUGGGGAUGGGGAGGGAGAUGGAAAUGGGGACAUUUCCAUGAUGAGGUCCUCUGUCUCUGCGUCUUCCUCUGGACUGUGCGAAGGAAGCGAGGAGCCCCCGGAGGAUGAGAAGGUGGUGACCACGCUGCGCUCGGCCCUCUGGGAGAAGGAGAGGAAGCUGACAGACAUCCGCUUGGAGGCGCUUAGCUCCGCCCACCAGCUGGAGCAGCUGCAGGAGGCCAUGAACAACAUGCAGAUGACAGUGGAGAACCUGAAGGCAGAGAAUGACCAGUUGAAGACAGGCGGUCCCUCCACCUCCACCUCCCAGUCCUCCGGCCUGGCAUCACUCGGCACCGCCUCGCCACGCCAAUCUGUUGCCAUGUCUCUGACCAAGACCUUCAGCAUGAGUCUGGGAGAGGGCAGCCCCUCUGACGUGUUCCAGACAGAUACCGUGAGCCUCCCCGCUCCCAGGGACGACACUCGCGUGAGAGUGGUGGUUUGCGUGGCCAAUCUGCGCGUCUUCAAAGAUGAGGUGAAACAGCAGGACUUCUUCAUCGGAACUGUGAGGGUUAACGGCAGAAUGGACUGGCCUAUGCUGGACUCGGCUGUUGGCCAGGCUUUUAAGGUGUACAUAGCCAAGGUGGACCCCACCUCCAGCCUGGGCCUUACUACAGACUCUGUCUACAGCUACAGUAUGAACCACAUCAGGAGGGUGCUGGGAGGGGAGCUGCCAGAGAGCCAGCCCUCACGCUGUGUCUCCAAGGGGACCAGCGGCAUCACUGUCACACUCAAAGGUCUGAAGGAGAAGUGUGUGGACAGCCUGGUGUUUGAGACCCUCAUCCCCAAGCCCAUGACCCAACACUACAUCAGCCUGCUGCUGAAGCACCGCCGCCUCAUCAUGUCUGGGCCCAGCGGCACCGGCAAGAGCUACCUCACGUCUCGCCUGGCAGAGUACCUGGUGGACCGCAGCGGUCGAGACCUCAACGACGGCAUUGUGGUCACCUUCAACAUGCACCGCCAGUCUUGCAAGGAUCUCCAGCUCUGCCUGUCCAAUCUGGCCAAUCAGAUUGACCGGGAAACCAGCACCGCUGAAAUUCCAUUGGUGGUUAUCCUGGAUGAUAUACAUGAUGCCACUUCCAUCAGUGAGCUUGUCAACGGGGCCCUCACCUGCAAAUACCACAAAUGUCCUUACAUCAUUGGAACUACUAACCAGCCGGUGAAGAUGACCCCGAACCAUGGCCUGCACCUCAGCUUCAGGAUGGUGACCUUCUCUAAUAAUGUGGAGCCAGCCAAUGGCUUCCUGGUGCGUUACCUGCACAGGAAGUUGAUGGAGGCGGAGGACGAGCGGAGCCUGGCCAACGAGGACCUCCUCAGGGUGCUGGACUGGGUGCCCAAGCUGUGGUACCACCUGCACACCUUCCUGGAGAAACACAGCACCUCUGACUUCCUCAUCGGCCCGUGUUUCUUCCUGUCCUGUCCUGUGACUGUGGAGGAGUUCCGCUCCUGGUUCAUUGACCUUUGGAACCUCUCCAUUAUCCCCUACCUGCAGGAAGGAGCCAAGGAUGGCAUUAAGGUGCAUGGUCAGAAGGCGGUAUGGGAGGACCCAGUGGAGUGGGUGAGGGGCACCCUUCCCUGGCCCUCAGCCCAACAGGACCAGGCCAAGCUGUUCCACCUGCCUCCCCCCAGCAUGACCUCUGGAGGCCCAGGCCAGCCCAGCGAGGCCUCAGCCAGGCCUCUUAAUAAGGAGACCCCACCCAGCUCCAUGGACACCCUGGACCCUCUGAUGGCUAUGUUGUUGAAGUUGCAAGAGGCAGCCAACUGCAUUGAAUCUCCGGACAGAGAAACAAUGGACCCCAGCCUCCCUACAUUUUGAACGUCAACUACAACUGUAGACUCAAAACCUAGCCCUUCAAAUAGCCCCUAAAUAUGUACCCCUAUGUGAGCUCUAGUAUACACAGUUCAUAAUAUUCAGGAACAAAAACUCCAAUAUAGUUUUCUGCUCCUUUUGGACCUUAUCUUUAAUCUCCGCAAACAACAAUCACACUACAUAUGGUUGAAUGAGAAGCCAUUUUGUUUUGAUGUUUUGAAAUUGUAUUCAAUCAUUCCAAGUCAUACCGACAUAUAUUAUAGCGAGAGAAAACAUUUUUGAUUUAUUGAACUAGAGGUUAUAUUCACAAUACACAGUAUAAAGUCUCUCUUUCUUUACUGAAGCCUUCUCUCUGUCACUGCUACCCUCGAUAGAAACAGGUGCUAAUUAUCGAGAUAAUAAGUAUCACUCUUACUUUAGAAAUGAAUCCUCAUCUCUCAUUGGUCUAAGCAGGUGAUUCUUCCAACAGCAAAUUCAAAUGACAAAAUAGCACCAUCCUUGCUUGUCAACUCUUGCUCAGCAACAGCAACAUGGCCUGCAGUGUGCAUGUACAAUUAAGUCAGUUGGAGACCCCGUUUUUGGCUUAUUGGAAAGAGUAUGGCGGCAUGUUGUAUGGCUUGUCAGGUUGUAUAGUCCUGGUCCUGAAUACAUAUCCAUCUAUCAAUCUUUGAAGGCCAAAUCUUAGACAUAUGCAACUCUUUAUACAUAACCAGGUGAACUUGUUUUUGACUCUGUGACCAAACAUACUGAAUGCCUUAAUAAAUAUAUUCCUUAUGAUAACCUCAAGAUGAGUAGCAGUAUACAACAUUGGUGCUUUGCUUCAUAACCAUCGCCUCAGAGCAGAGUAGUGAGUGCCAGGACAUUGACUUUUUGCCCCCCACGCAUAGUUCAGUGCAGUCCUGCACAGGUCAGUUUAUUUUGGAGCCGCACCCGCCCCGUCCACAUCAUUUCCGAGCCUCACCCGAUAUCCGACAUCGGGACAGAUUUUCCUCUGCAUAGAGUUGUUUCCGAGGGACGAUUCAUGACACUCCAAAUGACAUCAAUUUGUUUGACUGUUUUUAUGACUCCAGAGUAGUAAGGGAGAGGGGGAUACCUAGGAAGUUGUACAAAAAUGCAUUCAACUGAGGUGUGUCUUCCACAUUUACCCCUCAGGCUAUUCCCAUUCCCUGCAGGAAUUCAUUUGUCUGUUCUUUGUUUGGAUAAAAUGAAACCGUGCCAUGAAUUAAGGCCUAUGUUCUCAUUUUCACAAUGCAAUGCGGCACAUUGACAACUCACAUCGCUUUGAAUAGGAUCCUAUUUAAUUAGCCUUCUUCUUACUUGACGAAAGCCUAUAGCCGACAUAGCAAAACAAUACCUUUACAUUCAAACGUAAGUAAACAUUUCCCAUAACUGAAUAGGCUGUAGGCUGCAAAAAUAGUCUACAUUCAUUCAGUAGGCUAUUGGCUACUCAACCGUUUACCAGCCUCACAGGACUAAACUGUAUAUGGCCUGCGUACGGUCUAAAUAAAUGAAAGCCUGAAUUAUUGUAAUAAUGAACUUAUAUUAACUGAAUUAACGUAAACAAAUACCAGCUUGCACCGUUGCAGGCUGUGUCCAUACCGGGUUGUUAUCCCUGUCCACAAUGACUCCAAAAUCCUCCCAGACCGGGGAUUUCAGUCACGCAGCACCUGUUUCCACGAUGGUGUAUUCCACCAUCACAACCGUUGAUAGGAAAUGUGCAGCACACGGACACAUGGUUAUUUCCUUAUGGUUAAUAUCUUUGCUUAUCAUUCAUUGCAAAAUGACAAAUGCUGUCCACUCUAACCAACACAUUUAAAGAUGUCAUCAGUACAUACUAAAUUUCAGCUUCUGUGGUACUAGUUCCUCAUUUAGUUGCAAGCAGCAUACAUUUGAAUUCAUUUGACUGAACUGACAUACAGCCAUAGAUUUGAAAUCCAACUAUCCGUUUGAAACUAGAAGGCCACGCCAGCACUACCGACAUAUAAAAUCAGGUAUUACUAAGAAAGGGGAAUAACGCAUAAGCAACUACUAUUUGCUUGUAGCUCAGAUAUUGCUUGGCUUUUAUUUUGAAUAUGGUGAGGUAUGGUCUAAUCUAUUCCACGACAUGAUUCGGUAUAGUUAAUUUUGCUCAAUGCUUUAUUUCCAAUAUCGAUUUCAGUUAUUUUAUCUACAUUGGUGGCAAUGUAGAUAAACCUAACAUUCUGAUCCAAAUACUUUACUGUAAUCUUGCAUGUUGACAGUCUAGUUUGGGGUCAGAGCAUAAAAGUGCAAAAAAACAAACAAUGUACACGUGGAUCUUUUACUCAAUGUGGUAGCCGUAUAACAUCGCAGAUCAUUUAGGUGCGUUCGAAUAUACCCUUUUCACAAAGCUACGGUCUCAUUCCUUGUAGAAAACAUGUAUUUGGGCCUAUUACCAAAACCCCGGGGUGAGUUGAACAUCAUUAUUCAGAGUUCUCUGUUGCACCCCACAAAUCCUUUUCGUCAGACACAGGUUUAACUCUGCUAUUAAUAACAGUCUUUCAUCUACUGUAGCAACCAAUGGUGCUCUCCUCUCUUUUUGACUGGUACUAUUGCUUUGCUCGCCUUUGGUUUUAGGUUAUGACCGUUCAGACACACAGCAUAAAACAGAAGAAUCAUCUGUUUGCGCAUAGCAAUGAUCAAGGACCAUUCCCCACUUCGGAGGCAUGGAACAUAGAAAGAUCGGUUGAUCAAAACAAGACAAGUCAAAGACGAUUUACAUCUUUGUAUAAUGGGGUCAUUUUAGAGUAUAGCGGGUUACGGCAGUGCUCUCAAAAGAUACAACUGGCCAUACUGGCUGAUGCUGAAACAAUGUAGGAGAAUCAGUCUGUGUUUUGGGACUCUUCACACUAAUGAUGUAUAAUCCCUUUAUCAUAAGUCACCUGUGUAUAAAGUGUCAUUUAAUGUCAGAUUGCUUUCUUUUGUACAAUGGUUAUCACAACUGAAAGAAAUGGUGCACACUGUCACAAGGUCAUUAUUAAGCACAGUGCAACUAAACCACCGCGAUGAAGUUAAAACAUGGCACAUUCCCUUUUUACUUCAGUUUUUUGGUAUGCUUUUGCAUCAAACUGUUAAACGACUCCAUCUGAUGACUUGAAGCGCAUUGCUUUUGCUGCCUUGUGUGGUCACAUUUUUACAAAUUGAAAGGAAUCCUUGAAUAACCAUAUGUGUGAAAAGAUGCCCCUUUGGCCAAUCCAUUUCACAAUGACACCAUGGCUGUGUUUACACAGGCAGCGCAAUUCUAAUCUUUUUGCCUAAUUAGUGUAGAAAGAGUGGAUCGGAUUGGUCAAAAGACCAAUAAGAGGAAAAAGAUCAGAGUUGGGCUGCCUGUGUUAACUCAGCCUACUAGACCCAUAUGAACCUUCUGUCAUCAUAAUGAUUAGCCUCAUUAACAACUCUGCAUUGUUUUACCAUUUAGAAGAGUAUAUUAUACCCCGUAUCUAUGUAUGCAAGCAAACAAAUGCCAUUCUGCUCGUUCUUCAUCUCAUUCACUGGUCGUUGUGGCUGUUGCGCUGUCGUGCUGUGUGUUUUGCUAACUAUCUUUUGUAUCAGGACUAUGCAGCAACUUCUACUGGUGUUGGCAAUUAGAGAAAAGAAAACGGUCAAAAUCGUUCUGAAAGCUAACAAACCCAGUCUUGCCCCAGUCUUGCAGUAAGUUGGACCAAAUGACGAUUAUGAGAUAGUUUUCCAGGCAGGGUUUGACUAUGCCUUAAUGUGAAUUUUGAUGCAAGUGUUGCAUUGAGACAGAGUGAGUAUGUAACCUUUGACAAUGGAAGGGAUGCUUUGUGUCAAACCUUGGUCCCACAAGACACCACCUGACCUUGAAUUGAUGGGAAAAACCUGGGCUUUAGCUCAGUGGGCUAACAUACCCUUGUGGCGCACAGGAAACCCGGGUUUGAACUCAGGUUGGUCACAUGAGGGAUAUGAUGUGUAGGUUAAUAGAGUUUGUUGUCCAAAGGUUUAGUCCUGUAUUACAGUUGGGCACAAUUGAAAUAUUAUCAAAGAUCAUAGUUCAACAUUAAAACUUGAUUUAAAAAAAAAAUCUAAGAUAAAUCAACAUUUUUUAUAUCAGGGUCUUCAAAAAAAUCUUAAACAAAUCUGAAGUUCUUGGAAAUGAAGUAUUUCCACUUAAUGAAGGCCAAUACAGGUUGCUGAAUAGUCAUAAUUAUUUUACAAAGCUUGUUACUGACUCACAAUAAAAAAUAUAAAAACUGUAAUAAUGGUAUCUAAUGUCACUGACGGGCAAAUGUGAUGGAUUUUUAAAUGUUGUAAAUGCAUGCCAAAUGAGUGUGUGAACAAAAUAUGUAAUAGCAUCAACGUAUUGUUAGGGGUUCAUUCUAUAUAGAAAAUGAUUUUUCUUUUUAAUAUGCUGAUAUUUGAUAUUUCUUUUUCUAAGGAAUCCUUUGUAAAAUUUCAUUUAUCUAUUUUGUACAGGAUUUCAUAAUUGUAAACAUUUGUACAUAGUUCUGCAUACUGUAUGCGACAACAAUCAUUAAGGAAAACAAAUAACUCCAUAAAGGCCUAUUACAAGAUUAAUAACUUAUCACUCCAGAGUUGAGCCCAAUACAUGGAGAGGUAGGCAUGCUUCUGAAAUGACAUUUUCAUCCACCUAUCGCUGUUCGUUCCAGUCAAUAAAAUCAUGUCAU